Naegleria gruberi is the source of this 333-nucleotide messenger RNA. RefSeq lists its product as uncharacterized. The record is from RefSeq and is a predicted model, not a curated record. The transcript has a single exon. Gene Ontology annotation, biological process: microtubule-based movement. The coding region runs from base 1 to 333 and encodes 110 amino acids. Gene Ontology annotation, molecular function: dynein intermediate chain binding. Lineage: Eukaryota; Heterolobosea; Eutetramitea; Acrasida; Naegleriidae. Gene Ontology annotation, cellular component: cytoplasmic dynein complex; cytoplasm.
AUGCACAACGAGAAGGAUUUAGCCUUGGAUAAGGAAAAGAUUCAAAGAAUAGUGAAGGAUGCUGUUGAAAGUGUUAUACAACAUGAUACGCCCUAUGAUCAUUCUAAAGUGACUCACUGGGUUAAUAAUAUUAUUGAUAAAACAAUGAAGGCAACAACAGGUCUUUCAAAGCCAUUCAAAUAUAUUGUUACUUGUGUGAUUGUACAAAAUAACGGAGCUGGUUUCCAUACGGCAUCAUCUUGUUAUUGGGAAACAACUGACGACAGUUAUAUUGACAAGUUUGAAGGACAGAAUUUGUAUUGUAUAACCAGUGUUUAUUGGAUAAGUCUCUAA